AUGACAAGGCUUAAAGUUGUUAAUCUCAGGUGGAACAUCAUCCGGGGUACCAUACCUCAAUGGUUGUACACUUGUAGCAAUCUUGAGUCCCUAUCCCUUUAUUUGAAUCUCUUGCGAGAUGAAAUUUCAAGUUCCAUUGGAAACUUGACAGCCAUUGUCAAUCUUGACUUGUCUGCUAAUCAAAUUGAAGGGAAAAUGCCAAACUCAUUGGGAAAUCUUUGUAAGUUGACGGUUCUUGAUCUGUCAAGGAACUAUUUCAAUGGAAGCGUAUCAGAAAAAUUGCGAAGCUUGUCAGGGUGUAGUUCAGGUCAAAUGGAGUCACUGAAGCUGUCAACAAAUGAUUUUUCAAGUCCACUAUCCGAUCAGCUAGGAAAUUUCAGACAUUUACGCCUCCUUGCUCUUUCGAGUAAUUCAAUAUCAGGUCCAAUUCCAGUGUCCUUGGGAAAUCUGUCAUUCCUAGAAGACGCAAGCAUUUCUGAAAAUCAUUUUAAUCGAACUCUUCCAAAAACUACUGGUCAACUCAAAAUUAUGUAA
This is a messenger RNA of Prunus armeniaca (apricot), 534 nucleotides long. Lineage: Eukaryota; Viridiplantae; Streptophyta; Magnoliopsida; Rosales; Rosaceae. The record is from the annotation of a GenBank genome assembly.